UUCCCGUAGGAAACGGCUAGCGUUUUUUCCCCCAGCUAGCGGUGUAAAGGGGCCACUUUAUCUAUGGUCCUGAUUCGGUUUAAUGUUUAAAUACUUCUCUUCUUCGCAACCCCGGACAGAGCAGCGACAUUUGAACGGCCCCGGUAGUGGCGCAGAUUGACAACGGGCUCGCUAGUGAUACUUGUAGAGGGGUUACCAGAGAAAGAAGUUGAAUGGAUCCGAGGGUAGCUUGGAUUCAGCCCGAACAGAAAGGACCUGCGAACGCCUUAUGGAUGCACGUCUGGGAGACCUCUCAGGGAGUACGGACACUCUCCGUUCAGCACCAGCUUCACAAUCAAAACCACAACCAGUGCGUGAAUUAUGCUGCGUUGGAUGUUUUAAAAAAUGUGGCGACCGCGGUGGCAUCGAGCAAGAGCAUUUGCAGCAGCACCGGUAACGUUGCUGCCAGUUUAAGCAGCGGCAGCAGCCAUCACAGCAUCAUGAACGGCACUACUAGUAUUAACGGCGCUGCGAUUUCCUCGCUGGGGAUAGCGCUGUCCAACGGGAACGUGUGUAGCUCCUUCGCCACGACGAACGCCGCUGAACCAGGUAAGGGCAGACCCCUGCCCCAGAAGACGGGAUCUGUCUCUUCGUCCUCUUCACAGGAAUCCGGGGCGGACAGCCCCCCUUCCAGCUGCUCACUAGAGAGGACUAUGGGUAGCAAUGAAACGGGCAACAUUAACAAAAACGUCGGGGGUGCCAAUCUGCUAUUUAGCGUGAGGGACAGCAUGGACAAUAAUGUCAACCUCUACCACCGUCUACCAACGUCACAGGAGCAACCGGCUUUUAAUUUCCCGCAGGUUUGCGGGAGGCGCCACCAGGUUCACCCCUCUGUACCUGUAAAUCAGACACACAAUCACCAUCCAGGCCGAAGGAAAAGUGACAACAAAGCAAGCACUUAUGGGAUGAACUACUUGCUUUCAAACUGCACUAAUGGCAAUUAUGCGAGCACUUGGACGCCCUGGAAGACGAGGAAGUACAACCCUGGGCUCCUCGGACUCCACGAGGAGGUGAUGGACUUCUACAACUUCAUGUCUCCUCGGCCGGAGGAAGCCGCUAUGAGGAAGGAGGUGGUGGACCGGAUAGAGAGGAUCAUCAAGGAGCUGUGGCCCACUGCAGAUGUCCAAAUAUUUGGCAGCUUCAGCACAGGGCUGUACCUUCCAACAAGUGACAUUGACCUGGUGGUGUUUGGGAAGUGGGAGCGCCCGCCACUGCAAGAACUGGAACAAGCUCUUCGCAAGCAUAACGUGGCAGAACCUUUUUCCAUUAAAGUGCUGGACAAGGCUACAGUGCCAAUCAUCAAGCUGACAGACCAGGAGACCGAGGUGAAGGUGGACAUCAGUUUCAAUGUGGAGACUGGAGUCAGGGCGGCAAGCUUCAUUAAAGAUUAUGUUAAGAUGUAUCCAGUGCUGCCUUAUCUGAUCUUCGUACUGAAGCAGUUUCUGCUGCAGAGAGAUCUAAACGAAGUCUUCACUGGGGGAAUCAGCUCUUACAGCCUCAUCCUCAUGGUCAUCAGCUUCCUACAGCUCCAUCCUCGUAUCGAUGCCCGAAACCCCAAUGAGAAUUUGGGCAUUUUGCUGAUUGAGUUCUUUGAGUUAUAUGGCCGCCAUUUCAACUACUCGAAAACAGGGAUUCGCAUCAAAAAUGGAGGCGCAUACAUAGCCAAAGAGAAGAUCCCGAAGGCCAUGAUAACUGGAUACAGUCCAGUCUUGCUCUACAUAGAGGACCCACUGCUCCCAGGUAAUGAUGUGGGGAGGGGUUCCUAUGGUGCCUUUCAAGUCAAGCAGGUGUUUGACUACGCCUACACUGUCUUGAGUCACGCCGUGUCCCCACUUGCACUGUCGUAUCCCAACAAAGACUCUGAAAGCACCAUGGGCAGGAUAAUUAGGUUGACCCAGGAAGUGAUCGACUACAGGGAAUGGAUCAUCAAGAAGUGGGGGGGCAGGGAUCUGGCGCGAACUGACAACAGAGUUUCACCUCCCAAGGAGCCGGUGUCGUCGGAGCAGGAGCCUUGCGUGCUCGGUGGUGGUGUCGGAUCGGAGGAGCAGCAAAGGGACUCUGUGUCGCCCCACAGCGCAGACUCCCCCAUGUCCAUCUCCAGCCCCCAGCAGCACUCUUCAGCCUCCUCUGUCUCCUCACUGUCUGGAUCAGACAACGACUCUGAUUCAACGCUGCCGUGUCAAGUCCUUCCACCUGCCUUGCCACAAUACACGUCUAUCCCACCCCUGGGCCUAGCUUUGCCACCAGGCCUCAGCAUGGGCACCGGCAAGCCCUGCAUGGGAGGACACCAUAUCCUCUUGCCUCCAGGCUCACAGGCUCGCGUCUCACUGCCCGGUGGUCUAGCAAUUCACUCCAUACCUGGCAGACAGGUGUGUAUAGACACCGGGCUCCCCCCCUUCUUCCACAUGCCCCCCCCAGCCCAUGCUCAUGCCCCUGCC
Perca flavescens (yellow perch) is the source of this 2477-nucleotide messenger RNA. RefSeq names its product terminal nucleotidyltransferase 4A (gene tent4a). Gene Ontology annotation, molecular function: mRNA binding; poly(A) RNA polymerase activity. The transcript has 12 exons. The annotation marks the transcript as partial. Lineage: Eukaryota; Metazoa; Chordata; Actinopteri; Perciformes; Percidae. Gene Ontology annotation, biological process: RNA 3'-end processing; polyadenylation-dependent ncRNA catabolic process. Gene Ontology annotation, cellular component: TRAMP complex; nucleolus. The record is from RefSeq and is a predicted model, not a curated record.